GACUUGAACUCACUAUGUAGCCCAGGGACGCGGCCUGGGACCCCGGCCAUGGCGGCACUUUGAGCAGGCCCUGGCGACAGGCAGGGGGUUUCCCCUUCUGGCCUUGCCAACCAGGCAUCAAGAUGCUGAGCCUGAAGCUCCCCAGGCUGUUCAGCAUAGACCAGGUGCCCCAGGCGUUCCAUGAGCGGGGCAUCCUCUUUGGCUACCGGCAUCCACAGAGCUCAGCCGCUGCUUGUGUGCUCAGCCUUUUCCAAAUGACCAAUGAGACCCUCAACAUCUGGACCCACCUGCUGCCCUUCUGGUUCUUUGCAUGGAGGUUUGUGACUGCGCUGUGUGUGACAGACAUCCAGAAUGACAGCUACUCAUGGCCGAUGCUUGUGUACAUGUGCACCAGCUGCGUGUACCCCCUGGCGUCCAGCUGUGCGCACACCUUCAGCUCCAUGUCCAAGAACGCCCGGCACAUCUGCUACUUCCUGGACUACGGCGCAGUGAAUCUCUUCAGCCUGGGCUCGGCCAUCGCCUACUCCGCGUACACCUUCCCGGACGAGCUGGUGCACACGGCCUUCCGGGAGUACUACGUGGCCCUGGCUGUGUUCAACACCAGCCUCAGCACCGGCCUCUCCUGCUAUUCCAGGUUCCUCGAAGCCCAAAAGCCCGGGCUUUCCAAGCUGCUGCGCCUCCUGGCCUUCGCGUACCCCUACAUCUGGGACUCCCUCCCCCUCUUCUACAGGCUCUUCCUGUUCCCGGGGAUAAGCGCACAGAACGAAGCCGUCUUGUACCACUGGAGGCACACGGCCAUGACGCUGCUGGCCUCUUUCCUGUACUCCGCACACCUGCCCGAGCGCCUGGCCCCGGGCCGCUUUGACUUCAUCGGUCACAGCCACCAGCUGUUCCACGUGUGCGUGAUCCUGGCCACGCACAUGCAGACGGAGGCCAUCCUGCUGGACAAGGCGCUGAGGAAGGAGUGGCUGCUGGCCGCGUCCCAGCCCCUCUCCCUCUUGCAGAUCGCCGCUGCCCUGCUCGCGUGCCUCCUCUUUAGCCUCGGCAACAUCGUGUACUUCUCUGCUGCGCUGUAUCGGACUCCGGAGGCAGAGUUACAGAGAAAGGAAACAUGAAGCUCUCAGGACAGAAGCUUCCUGUCGGUGUCACUGCUAGGCAGCGACUCUCAGCUGCUGUGAGCUGGCGAUGUGGUGCUGGCUUACAGAGGCCAAACGGUCCCCGAGGACUCCAGGGUGCUUUUGACUGGGUUCACGUCGUUGAAGGGUAUUUAACUCGAAGAUUUCUCUAAAUGGGCACUGAUUCUAUAUAUAUAUAUAUCUUUUUUUUUUUUUUUUGUACUGAGAAUCAAACUCAGGACCUUGCACUUGCCAG
This is a messenger RNA of Chinchilla lanigera (long-tailed chinchilla), 1371 nucleotides long. It is a transcript of the gene Paqr5, whose product is annotated as progestin and adipoQ receptor family member V. The record is from RefSeq and is a predicted model, not a curated record. Gene Ontology annotation, molecular function: signaling receptor activity. Bases 123 to 1115 code for a protein of 330 amino acids. The transcript is spliced from 8 exons. Lineage: Eukaryota; Metazoa; Chordata; Mammalia; Rodentia; Chinchillidae. Gene Ontology annotation, cellular component: membrane.